AUGCAUCGGCAGACUUGCUCAGAGGCGGGCGAUUUCCCCUCUCCGCGCUCGAGCAGAGCCCCCAGCUUUUGUAGCGACCGGCCCUCGGUCGCAGGCUCAGUGACUUUCCAGAUGCCCUCGACCGCUCGCCCUGCACCCGCUUACAUCGCUGCGUCGGUGGCUUCUCAAAUCGUCACCGACCAUCACAAUGCCCAGCUGCAAGACGACGUUGCCUCCCAGAGCGGCCUCCCGGACUUGACCCACGCCGUCUUCUCCGAACAGGCACUAAGUCUGCUCAAUGCCUUCCUUGACCACCUCCUGUUUGCCUUCUUGUCGACCGCCCGGUCGCCGUCUCUCACAGCCAUCCGCCCUGCCAUCACCGACGUGCUCAAGCCCCGCCUUGCACGCGAAGCCACGGCCACAGCCGACGACGAACUGCAAGGGCUUUUAGGCGGCGAAGAUGAAGAUGAGUUCCCCGAACAUGUCAGCGAUUCGUUGGAGAAGUGGGAUGUGGAAAAGGUAUGGAAGCGCACUCGUCUGAGGAUCAUGGUAUACACGCGUCUUGGGGAACUUGAAGAUAGCGACGAGCAGCGCUAUGUGGAGCAAGAGCGUGGUCUCAGCAUGGACAACAGUGGCGGUGACGAGGCAGGGCUCGUGUCUUGGGCGUCUGCUAUCUUCCUUACCUCGGUGAUUGAAUAUAUCGCUGAACAGACCCUUCUCGUUUCAGGGCAAGCGUCUUACGCACGAAUGUAUGCGAAGCUCAGGAAGGCUUCGCAAGCUUCCGAGGAGGGGGAGCCGCAUCAACUUGAGCGCAUUGUUGUCGAAGACUUCGACGUCGAGAAGAUUGCUCUGAAUUCCGCGCUUGGUAGGCUAUGGCGGACGUGGAGGAAGCGCGUGCGACCCCCCCUAAGGCCCCUUACACCUGCCGGAGGACCCAGGGCCGUCGCAAGCUAUUCUAGUCUCCAGAGCCGCAAGAUGAGCUAUGAUACCAUUGAUGCCGUUGCCAGGGGCCAAGACGGUGUCCCGGAGAUCCCAGAGCACAAGCCGACCGAGACCGAAAUCGCUGCAAAUAUUCCGCUGCCAAUCGGAGACAACGACGUCGAAGAAAUUGAGGUUCCGGGACUGGCCCCUGAAAUUGAAGAUGGGGAGGAGAGCAGUGGAGCACAAACGCCCGUCAUGCGGCCUCAGCGUCCUUCCAGUGUCAUCAUGCCUGCCGCUGCUCAUGAGAUUAGGAAGAAGAUGGCGAAGGGGCGACCUGUGUCGAUGCCUUCACCAGACGCGCAGCCUCUCACUGUACCCGCACAGGUGGAAAACAACGGUGUCGAGGCGUCCGAUGCCGAGGAUUUCGCAACACCAAUGGAACGGCCUUCAGAAGACGAGUCGUUCAUAGUGGACGAGCCGCAAGAGGGAAUACAUGCGGACCGUGACGACGCAGGUGGGGAGCCUGACGCUGAUAUGGUAGCGUUUGCUGCCUCGACUGGUAUGGGCUUGGGCAUGAGCCCUGUCUCCCCUACACAGUCUAGUGACUUCGAAAACGAGGACAUGGAUACGAUUGACACCCCAACCAAGACGAGUUAUCCUGAGCCACAGGUUCUUCACUUUAAGAGGAUGUCCAUUGAGAAGCCAGGAACCCCAGGGCUAGUCCGUACGUUUUCUACCCGCAGCCAGCGAAACUCUCCUUUGCCAACUCCCACUUUAGAACAGACAUCCUACUUGAAUGAUGCGCAGACUGAUGAUGAUCUGAGCGGCUCUGAGGCCAUCGGAGUCGCCCGUACUUCCAAUGUCCCGAUUGCUGCAACGCAAUCGCCGCCAGCGGAACGGCCAACCAGUGAGGAUUCAAUGGACAGUGCUCAACGGAAGCAGCCCGACAACCAGGGCUUCGUGGAGCUCGCCCCUAGAAACGUCACGACUACAGCUGCUACUCUACCGCAUCGCAAGACACCCAGUCCGGAAGACUUCUCCCGACCACUUCCCAAUCGCGCUCCCCGGCAAGAAGCUCUGCGAGAGCACAAUGUACACAGAAGGGAUGCCACACCGCCUCGGACCCGUGGAUCUCCUUUGACUGUAUUGCCUGAGACCGAGAGCUGGUCCAACCAGCCACAAGAGAGUACACACCAGAGACAGAAAACCUCGGACAGCUAUCGCGGCCCCUUGCCGAAUGGCAGCCCCAGAAGUCAGAAGUCUGCACGUGCUCGUGAAUCGCCGGUGGCAGCUAGCGAACGCCAACCAAAAAGGUCAGGACCGGAAAUCUCCCCAUCAUCUGGCACAAGCUUUGGCGAGGGAAUCUCUGCGGAGAAGUCUUCACUGAAGCGUGUCUCGUCUACUUCCACGAGCCGUUCUGCAUCCACUUCGAUUCUUAACGGCGGCCGUGAUUCGGACGUAGGCUCGAGCCGGCCGCGUGGCUUUAGUGGGCGCAUGUCUCAGGAGGAUCGGGAGAGGGAAUUCGAUUCGUUGGUGAAAAGCGAGGAUACAGUAAAGUUCACGCUCACUCCACAAAGCAUGCGUGAUAUCGACGAACCAGCUCUCUCUCGCCAGGUGGAACCAUCCAGGCCUACCGCAGCAUCCGUCACUGUCUAUCCACGUGUCAAUGCAAAUAAAGAAAAUCAGUUUGGCUCACAGCCUCUGCCAGCUCGAAGCGCGUCACGCACCAACGGUCAUGCAGGCCCCAGCACGUCCAAGCCUACCCGCAAACCUCUGGCACGAGAACCUCGCAUUGAGGCUGAGUCCAUGCGUGAUUUCGCAGACUUCAUUCGGUCUACGGGUCCGUCUCCUGGCCAGGAGCGACCUGUUCAGCCGUUCGUCCACGUGCAGAACACUGGGACUCGUUCUCCUAGCGGAUCGUCCCCUUCAAUAUUUGGGCGGAAGAUGUCGACACGGCAAGCUCCGAGCUCGUCCAAAGCAAGUUCGCUCAUGGGAGGAGACGGGCCGUCAGCCAGACCUCGCGUCCACAUGGAGCCUCGCAGCCCUGCAGGUCAGCGUACUGGAAACGAUGAUCUGAUUGAUUUCAUCAGACAAGGUCCGCCCGAUGAUGGGCAGCCCCGCAUCCCGCGCUCUGUUGCGCCAUUCAGGUCGACGGUCGACUCGGACCAGUUUGACCGCAUGCUAGACGAAAACAGCAACAUCGAGUCCGCAUAUGGAGGCUCUCAGGUGUCAACCAUGUCCAAGCAAUCCGCCAACUCCAGGACGGGCUUACUGCCUGCCGCGAACACCGUACAGCCGGCCUACUCGAACACGGCGCAGAAGCUCACUGGCAGCAUCUCCAGCCCCGAACCCCAAGUGCAGCGCACGCGCCGCCGGGUCAAGGACCCAUACGCCAUCGAUCUGACCGAUGAUGAAGAAGACGACUUGCUCACCGCCCUCCCGCGGCCCGCCCAACGCAAGGAAGAAUCUCUCAUGGACUUUCUCAAUUCCACGGACCCGCCUCCAAGCAACAACCCGCAACCACUACUCCUCGAUAAAGAGACGCUCGCAGCCGCCAAAGCCCGGGCUGCCAGCGCUGCUUCGAAUCACUCGGCAUCCGCAUCCAUCUCCUCAGCAACCGCCUCCCAAACCGGCAGCACCCGCAGAGCUCCCUCUGUGCAACAGAGCAUCAUUUCUACCUCCAUCUCGUCGGACGCACCGGGCGUUAUCCCCCCUAGACCGAGAUUACAAGCCAAGCCCGCGGGCGCGAGGGAAGCUAUCGUCGGCCGCUCGGGGACCAGCGACCUCGCGGAUUUCCUGCGCAACUCGGGACCGCCUGAACCGCGGGCGCCGCCGGUGGCGGAGCAGAGGAGGGAGCAGCCUAAGAAGAGUAAUGCGAGGUUUUGGCGGAAGAAGAAUGUUGAGGUUUGA
Westerdykella ornata is the source of this 3810-nucleotide messenger RNA. RefSeq lists its product as uncharacterized. The transcript has 2 exons. The record is from RefSeq and is a predicted model, not a curated record. The coding region runs from base 1 to 3810 and encodes 1269 amino acids. Lineage: Eukaryota; Fungi; Ascomycota; Dothideomycetes; Pleosporales; Sporormiaceae.